Prunus avium (sweet cherry) is the source of this 1984-nucleotide messenger RNA. RefSeq names its product alpha/beta-Hydrolases superfamily protein. Lineage: Eukaryota; Viridiplantae; Streptophyta; Magnoliopsida; Rosales; Rosaceae. The record is from RefSeq and is a predicted model, not a curated record.
AUUGUGGUGGCAAUUUGGCGAGCGGAAGGAAAGCCAAAACCCAUUUUUCCCAAGACCUCAAGAAUAGAAAAAUUAGUCCUUUCCUUUCUUUCCUUUUCUUUUUUCCCAUUUGUUGGAUAACAAAACAAAGACCCGCGGAGUUUCAUAGACUUUGUUUUGGGAUUUUUCCCCUUCUAUUGAUUUUUCAUAGAAGGGGGCUUCAAGCUAUUUAAAAAAGCUUGAGGCUUUCAUUCUGCACAAGGAGCCUUCUUGGUUGUUUUUGUUUUCUGGGUUGGAGAAGAAGAAGGCUUUGUUUUUGGGAGGAACAAGAAGAAGCAGCAAAAACGGAUAAAUGUUUUCCAGUUUGGACAAAAUGAUUAGAUUAUGGAUAGCUGCACUGCAGUUUUCGGAGCUGAUUGUGAGCAGUAUCGUUCAUAUGCUAUAUGGGUUUUACAUAUUCAGCACAGCUGUGGCUGGUGAUCUAUCGCAGGCUUUGAAUGAAUUGCUCUCUAAGCCUAACAUGAACAUUGAGGUGAAAGAGGAGGUGGUGCCUAGAGACACAUCAACCAAUGAAAGUCUACCUCCUAUUGUUUUGGUUCAUGGAAUAUUUGGAUUUGGCAAAGGGAGAUUGGGAGCUUUAUCGUAUUUCGCCGGGGCAGAGAAGAAAGACGAAAGGGUUCUCGUGCCUGAUUUGGGAUCUCUAACCAGCGUUUAUGAUAGGGCUCGUGAAUUGUUCUAUUAUUUGAAGGGUGGGAGAGUCGAUUAUGGUGAAGAACACAGCAAGGCUUGUGGGCAUUCACAGUUCGGUCGUCUUUAUGAACAAGGGCACUACCCUGAAUGGGAUGAGGAUCAUCCUAUACACUUUGUUGGGCAUUCUGCCGGAGCACAGGUCGUUCGUGUGUUGCAGCAAAUGCUUGCUGAUAAGGCUUUCAAGGGGUAUGAGAGCACCAAUGAGAAUUGGGUAUUAAGCUUAACAUCAUUGUCGGGAGCAUUCAAUGGGACAACAAGAACUUACUUGGAUGGGAUGCAGCCAGAAGAUGGAAGAACCAUGAAACCUAUAUGUCUGCUGCAGUUAUGCCGCAUAGGAGUGAUCAUUUAUGAUUGGCUUGACAUUCCCUGGCUGAAGGCUUAUUACAACUUUGGGUUUGAUCACUUUAACAUCUCAUGGAAGAAAGUGGGUGUUUGGGGUCUUGUUGAUUGCCUGCUGGGAAACUCAGGCCCAUUCGCUUCCGAUGAUUGGAUCCUCCCGGACCUUACAAUUCAAGGGUCUUUAAGGCUCAACAGCCAUUUACAUUCCUUUCCCAACACAUACUACUUCAGCUAUGCCACUAAGCGCACAAAGAAGAUAUUGGGUGUUACGGUACCUUCUAGCAUAUUUGGAAUUCACCCUUUGCUCUUCAUUAGAGUAUUGCAGAUGAGCCAAUGGCGUCACCCUCCUGAUGUCUCUUCCCCAUAUAAAGGCUACAGGGAUGAGGAUUGGCAGGACAAUGAUGGAGCUCUCAAUACCAUCUCCAUGACUCACCCGCUUAUACCAGUUGAACACCCAAGCCGUUUUGUGAAAGAUGAUUCAGAUUGCCACCCCUUGCAACCAGGCAUCUGGUACUACAAGAUUGUGGAAGCUGAUCACAUAUUCUUCAUUGUGAAUAGAGAGAGAGCAGGAGUUCAAUUUGAUCUGAUAUAUGACAGCAUUUUUGAACGAUGCAGAAAGCAUGUAUUUAGAAAAACUCCACAGACUUUACCAAACGAAACUCACCAUUAGUUCAGCAGCAUCCCUUUACUCUCAUGCAGUAUUGCUACAACUAGAAUCUAGAAUCACAAAGCAAGCUAUUGAAUUAGCACCUGUACCCUUUCUUCACCUUCCCUCAACUGAUGUAGAUGUUUUUUCCUUCCUUUUUAUUUUCCCACCCACCCACCCCUCCUGCCUCCCUGCUGGUACAAAUUUUCUAGUUUGUUGUGUUGUGUAGUGUAGUGAGAGAUGUUAGAGGCUUUAGCUUGUUCAUCAGAA